Molecule: messenger RNA, 828 nt
Organism: Prunus mume (Japanese apricot)
Lineage: Eukaryota; Viridiplantae; Streptophyta; Magnoliopsida; Rosales; Rosaceae
Source: RefSeq, a predicted model, not a curated record
AUGGUGAAGAAGACUAGGGGUCGCCAAAAGGUUGAUAUGGUGAAAAUGGAGAAUGACAGCCAUCUCCAAGUCACCUUCUCCAAGAGAAGGUCAGGCCUUUUCAAAAAGGCCAGCGAGCUCUGCACCUUGUGUGGUGCAGAGAUCGCAAUCAUUGUCUUCUCGCCGGGCAAGAAGGUCUUUUGCUUUGGCCACCCAGGCAUUGAGACAUUGUUGGACAGGUUCGAGGGCACAGUCCCGCGUCAGAUCUUGAAUUCCGAAACGCAAAAGCUUAUUGACGGGUACCGGACUGCAGGCCUGUGUGAGAUCACUGAUGAGCUCACACGGGUGCUAGAGGUCCUCGAGGAAGAAAGAAAAUGGGGGGAUGUGCUGACCCAGUCCAUGAAGACCAACAAAGAGGGGAAGUGGUGGCAGGGACCAGUGGAGGAGAUGGAAUUGGAUCAGCUGGAGGCUUUGAAGGCUUCUCUUCUGGAGUUGAAGUCCAAAGUGGCUGAUGAGGCUAAACUGAGACUUUCUGCUGCCGAAAGUGCAAACCUUGCACACAACCCUAAUUUUCUUGUGGGGAGCUCCUCUUCUAGUGCUGCUGCCCAAAAUGCAAGCCCUGUUCACAAUAAUUUUUUUGUGGGGAGCUCUUCUUCCUGUGCUGCUGCUGGGCCCUCUGGCCUCCAAGGUUUGGUUAAUCCUGAUAUUAACAAUGUUUUGUUUAAUUUUAAUGGAAAUGAUCAUGUGAUGCAGGCUCCUCAUCAGCCUAACAAUGUUGGGUUCAAUGGCAAUCCUAAUGCCAUGCCUCUCAGUGGAUGGAACCCUAACCUGGGAGGGGGCUUUCUCUGA